Messenger RNA from Fundulus heteroclitus (mummichog), 2194 nucleotides. RefSeq names its product sodium/calcium exchanger 1-like. Gene Ontology annotation, molecular function: calcium:sodium antiporter activity. NCBI's taxonomy places the organism in Eukaryota, Metazoa, Chordata, Actinopteri, Cyprinodontiformes, Fundulidae. Gene Ontology annotation, biological process: sodium ion transmembrane transport; calcium ion import across plasma membrane; cell communication. Gene Ontology annotation, cellular component: axon; sarcolemma; postsynapse. The record is from RefSeq and is a predicted model, not a curated record.
CGCAGCUCUCCCUCCAGGACACACUCUGUUCUCCUGCAGCGGCGGCACCAGGAGCCAAGCCUGACGACUCCGACUUAGAGGAGACCGUUUGUGUUCCUCCUCCUUACUUCAUCGUAUCCUCAGCUGUAGGAUUAAAACCCGGUGGCUCCUGCUACAACCUGCAGGCAGGUGACCCGGCCAGAUCUCUCAGACGUUCUCCUGAGAAAAAACAUCAAAACCCCCAAAGACAAAGAAAGGUCCAGGAGGAACUCAAGCUUCACCAUGAGCCGGCCGCCGUUCUCCACCCAGGACCUGCUGCUGCUGCUGGCCGUCUGCUCGGCCGAGCUACCGUCUCCAGCAGCAGGAGGCUCGGCGUCGGCCCUGAGGUCCAACGCCACCGACAGAAACCAGACCAAAUGCGGCGGCAGCACCGACUGCUUCGAAGGCGUCAUCCUGCCGGUGUGGAUGCCGGAGAACCCGCCGCUCGGCGAACGCCUGGCCAGAGCCACCAUUUACUUUGUGGGGCUGUUCUACAUGUUCCUGGGGGUGUCCAUCAUCGCCGACCGCUUCAUGGCAUCCAUCGAGGUCAUCACCUCCCAGGAGAGAAAGAUCACCAUCAAGAAGGCCAACGGGGAGAAGAUCACCACCACGGUUCGCGUCUGGAACGAGACGGUGUCCAACCUGACUCUGAUGGCGCUGGGCUCCUCCGCACCUGAGAUCCUCCUGUCGGUGGUGGAAGUCUGCGGUCACAACUUCAACGCCGGCGAGCUGGGGCCCAACACCAUCGUAGGGAGCGCCGCCUUCAACAUGUUCGUCAUCAUCGGCCUGUGCGUGUCCGUCAUCCCCGACGGAGAGAUCCGACGGGUGAAGCACCUGCGGGUGUUCUUCGUCACCGCCACCUGGAGCGUGUUCGCUUACACCUGGCUCUACCUGAUCCUGGCCGUCUUUUCUCCAGGUGUGGUUGAAAUAUGGGAGGGACUGCUCACACUCUUCUUCUUCCCUUUCUGUGUUGGAUUCGCGUACGUGGCGGACCGCAGACUCCUCUUCUACAAAUAUGUGUACAAGCGAUACAGAGCCGGGAAGCAGAAAGGGAUGAUCAUCGAGACGGAGGGCGAACCGGACCUCCCCUCAAAGGUGGACAUCGAGAUGGACGGCAAGACGCUCAACUCUCACGGAGAUGAACUGGUGGACGGAGAGGGAGGCUGUGAGGUGAAGGAGGCCGGUGAGGAGGAGGCCUGCAGAGAGCUGGCCCGGAUCCUGAAGGAGCUGAAACAGAAACAUCCGGAGAAGGAGACGGAGCAGCUGAUGGAGCUGGCUAACUACCAGGUGUUGAGCCAGCAGCAGAAGAGUCGGGCCUUCUACCGCUGCCAGACCACCAGGAUCAUGACAGGCGCAGGUAACGUGCUGAAGAAGCACGCCGCCGAUCAGGCCAAGAGAGCCACGCAGCACGACGUCUGCUCCGAGAUCUCAGUCAGCAACUUCUCCUCCAAGGUCUUCUUCGACCCCGGGAACUACCAGUGUCUGGAGAACUGUGGCAGCGUGGCCCUCAACGUGGUCCGGCGGGGCGGAGACCUCACCACCACGGUCUGCGUGGACUACCGGACCGAAGACGGCACCGCCAACGCCGGCUCCGACUACCGCUUCACCGAGGGAACGGUGGUGUUCGGCCCGGGGGAGACGGAGAAGGAGAUCCGCAUCGACAUCAUUGACGACGACAUCUUUGAGGAGGACGAGCAUUUCCUGGUGCACCUCACCAACGUGAGGCUGGUGUCAGACGGCGCCAAUGGCCACAGGCCGGACCACGGCGACGGCGCCGCGGGGCUGGGCCUGCCCUGCACAGCCACCGUCACCAUCUUCGACGACGACCACGCCGGGAUCUUCACCUUCGAGGAGCCGGCGGUGACGGUGAGCGAGAGCGUCGGCGUGAUGGAGGUGAAGGUGACCAGGAACGCAGGAGCCCGCGGCGUGGUGGUGCUGCCGUACAAAACCAUGGAGGGGACGGCCAAAGGAGGAGGAGAGGACUUUGAAGACACGCAUGGGGUUCUGGAGUUUGACAACGAUGAGAUUGUCAAAACCAUUCAGAUAAACAUCGUUGACGAUGAAGAGUACGAAAAAAACAAGAACUUCUUCCUAGAGAUCGGAGAUCCUCAGCUGCUCGAGAUGAGUGAACGGAAAGCCGUGUUGCUUCAGGAAGUGGGUGGCUUCGUCCAGACAG